GGGUCCGGCCUGCGGGCGCGGGUCGUGCUCUAGGGCUCCGGGCCCCGGGCCGCUUCCAGGCCUGACCGGGGCUCGAACGGACUGAAACUCUGCUCGAGCGUAGCUUCGGAGGCAGUUCUGGAAGCGCGGUCGAAUCGUUUUAGGAAAUUCGGACUCCUCUGUGGUUUAGCGGCUCGCCCCCUGGGCUGCGCGUGCCCGUCGUAACCUUGGGUUUCGUGUUACUGGUUGACGAGCGAGCUUCGGGCGCUCCCGGCACCCCCCCCCCCCCCCCCCCCGGUCACGAUCACGGGGACGAGAGGGGUCGCCCCGCCGGGCGGGCCGGCCGCCGGGCGUUAGCGGGCAGUGCGAAGUCGGGGCUGCGGGCCUGGAGAGCCGCUUGACCAAGAUCUCGUCUGUGCCCUCCGAGGGUUCGGAGCCUCCAGCCGGGGUUAGUCGUGAGGAUACGGGCGGAUGUGCCCCAAGACGGAUGGAUGUGCCCCCAGGACGGGCGGAUGUGGCCCCAGGACCAGGUCGAAUGUGCCCCCAGGACCUGGUCAGGUGUGCCCCAAGACCUGGUCAGAUGUGCCCCCAGGACGGGCGGAUGUGCCCCCAGGACCUGGUUGGAUGUGCCCCCAGGACCAGGUCGAAUGUGCCCCCAGGACCUGGUCAGGUGUGCCCCAAGACCUGGUCAGAUGUGCCCCCAAGAUGGACCAGGUCGGAUGUGCCCCCAGGACCUGGUCAGAUGUGCCCCGAGACCUGGUCGGAUGUGCCCCCAAGAUGGGCGGAUGUGGCCCCAAGACCUGGUCGGAUGUGCCCCAAAAUCUGGUCAGAUGUACCCCAAGAUGGGCGGCUGUCCCCCAAGACCUGGUCGGAUGUGCCCCCAAGACGGGCGAUGUGGCCCCAAGACCAGGUCGGAUGUGCCCCCAGGACCUGGUCAGAUGUGCCCCCAAGACGGACGGAUGUGGCCCCAAGACCAGGUCGGAUGUGCCCCCAGGACCUGGUCAGAUGUGCCCCAAGAUGGGUGAUGUGGCCCCAAGACCUGGCCGGAUGUGCCCCCAGGACGGGCGGAUGUGGCCCCAAGACCAGGUCGGAUGUGCCCCAGGACGGGCGUGCUGCCGGCAUACUGCAGCAGGUUUACGCCAGGGAAGACCUCGCGAGGCCCCUGAGUUUCCAGCAGCAGAAGCGUGGUUAGCCUUGUGUUCUGAACGCACGGAAGAAGAGAGGUGUUGGAGACGUGGUUCCAGGAGGAGAAGGUUUUUAAUUAGAGCCUUAAGUGACCCCAAGAAGGAUAUACCUUGUUAAAGAACGUUCUCUUGGCAAAUCUGCUGCUUUAGAAGCAGACCCUUUUAUGCAGCUGUGAGUCUCAGGGAUUUGGGUUAUAUGUUUAUUUUUUUUUAAUUUUUAUAUCAGAGCGUGUGGGGGAGUUGGGCGGAGGGAGAGAGCGACACAGUCCCAAGCAGGCUCAAUCCCUGAGGUCACAGCCUGGGCCAAAAUCAAGAGUCCGACACUCAACUGAACCCCCCCGCCCGGCCCCCCCGCCACAGCCCUAUGUUUUUAUGUUUUAAACAAGCAUAUGAGUGACUGCUUGGUGACAGGGACUGGGCAUACGACGGUGAGGAAAAUAACACUCAGGAAGCUCACAGGGUGACGGAGAGACAUGUAAUAAAGUAGUAACAACAGGGCGCCUGGGGGGCUCAGUCGGUUAAGCAUCCGACUUCAGCUUCGGUCACGAUCUCAUGGUUCGUGGGUUCGAGCCCCGCGUUGGGCUCUGUGCCGACAGCUUGGAGCCUGGAGCC
Molecule: messenger RNA, 1775 nt
Organism: Prionailurus viverrinus (fishing cat)
Lineage: Eukaryota; Metazoa; Chordata; Mammalia; Carnivora; Felidae
Product: early nodulin-like protein 2
Exons: 2
Coding region: 467-1171 (234 amino acids)
Source: RefSeq, a predicted model, not a curated record